Messenger RNA from Rosa rugosa (rugosa rose), 2488 nucleotides. RefSeq names its product pollen-specific leucine-rich repeat extensin-like protein 3. NCBI's taxonomy places the organism in Eukaryota, Viridiplantae, Streptophyta, Magnoliopsida, Rosales, Rosaceae. The transcript has a single exon. Gene Ontology annotation, molecular function: protein binding. The coding region runs from base 83 to 2377 and encodes 764 amino acids. The record is from RefSeq and is a predicted model, not a curated record.
AACCAGAGAAGCAGGCCUUAUUUUACAGCUAUUCAAUGCCUGUCAAAGUCUCAAUCAACAACCUCCUUUCAUAAUAUAUAACAUGUUCUCCAUCUUCAAAGAUUUCAUAAGCAGCCUUGGGCUAACCAAGGUGACGAACAUGGCAACUAUUCUCACACACAACGCUUUAGGCUUCUCUCUGUUGAUCUUCUCCAUUUACCUCUCGUCUUUCUCAUCCCUCACCUCGGCCUUGACCGAUGACGAAGCCUCAUACAUAGCGAAACGCCAACUCACGGCACUCCCUGAAAAUGGUGAUCUACCAGAUGACUACAAAAUCGAAGUCGAUGCGAAGCUCACAUUCGCCAAUGACAGGCUCAAGUCAGCCUAUGUGGGCCUCCAUGCACUGAAAAACGCCAUCUACUCCGACCCGACUAACUUCACGGCCAAUUGGGAAGGACCUGAUGUGUGUAAAUACAAUGGGGUUUUCUGCUCUCCGGCGCUUGACGAUGAGAAACUGAACGUUGUGGCUGGUCUGGACCUCAACCAUGCAGACAUCGCCGCUCACUUUCCGGUCGAAUUCGGGCUCCUGACUGAUCUGGCUCUCGUCCACCUUAACUCGAACAGGUUCUGUGGAAUUGUGCCGCGGAGCUUCAGGAGGCUCAAACUCAUGUUUGAAUUCGACAUCAGCAACAACCGAUUCGUCGGCGAGUUUCCGAUGGUCGUUUUAGAAUGGCCGGGGAUUAAGUACCUUGACAUCAGAUACAACGAGUUCGAAGGGGAGUUGCCUCCGAAUCUAUUCUGGAAGCCAUUCGAUGCCAUUUUCUUGAACCACAACAGGUUUACAUCUAAUAUCCCAGAGACGCUAGGAAACUCGACGGUAACGGUUGUGACAUUUGGUUUUAACAAAUUCAGUGGGUGCAUACCUCGCAGCAUUGGGCAGAUGCCUAAUGUGGAGGAGUUGAUGUUCAUGAACAACAAUAUGAGUGGGUGCUUUCCUGAGGAGAUAGGGAAUCUAGGGAAUGUGACUGUUCUGGAUGUGAGCAAUAACGGGCUCAUAGGGCCGUUGCCGAAGAGUCUUGUGAACCUGAAGACCAUUGAGGUUUUGGAUAUUGGUUUCAAUAUGUUGACAGGGUUUGUGCAGGAGAAGAUAUGCAGCUUGCCCAAGUUGGAAAAUUUUACGUUUGCUUACAACUAUUUUAGUGGGGAGCAUCAGAAAUGUUUGCCUAAUCCAAACGCAAAAUUGGCAUUGAACGAUGAAGGCAACUGUUUCCCCGGCAGACCCAAUCAGAAGAAUACCAAGACUUGCUUCCCUGUGGUGACCAAGCUUGUGGAUUGUAGCAAGAAUUGUGGCGGGCCUUCUACACCAAAGGUCGAGCCACCUCCCACUCCAAAGCCCGAACCACCUCCCACUCCAAAGCCCGAACCACCUCCUACACCAAAGGUUGAGCCACCUCCAACCCCUAAGGCCGAGCCACCUCCCACGCCUAAGGUUGAGCCACCUCCAACCCCUAAGGCCGAGCCACCUCCCACGCCUAAGGUUGCGCCACCUCCAACCCCUAAGGCCGAGCCACCUCCCACGCCUAAGGUUGAACCACCUCCAACGCCAAAGGUUGAGCCACCUCCAACCCCUAAGGCCGAGCCACCUCCCACGCCUAAGGUUGAACCACCUCCAACGCCAAAGGCUGAGCCACCACCGGUUCAGUCCCCACCACCACCAGUGCACUCUCCACCGCCACCGGUCCAGUCCCCACCACCACCGGUUCACUCCCCUCCACCGCCACCAGUGCACUCGCCACCGCCACCGGUUCAGUCCCCACCACCACCGGUGCACUCCCCUCCACCACCGGUUCAGUCCCCACCGCCACCGGUGCACUCCCCACCGCCACCGGUUCAGUCCCCACCACCACCAGUUCACUCGCCGCCACCACCGGUGCACUCCCCACCGCCACCCGUUCAGUCCCCACCGCCACCGGUUCACUCCCCACCGCCACCGGUUCACUCGCCACCACCACCGGUUCAGUCCCCACCGCCACCAGUGCACUCGCCACCACCACCGGUGCACUCCCCUCCACCACCGGUUCAGUCCCCACCACCACCGGUUCAGUCCCCACCGCCACCGGUUCAGUCCCCACCGCCACCGGUGCACUCCCCACCGCCACCCGUUCACUCCCCACCACCACCGGUCCAUUCUCCCCCACCUCCGGUUUACUCCCCUCCACCACCAGUUCACUCACCCCCACCACCACCUGUCCCGUCACCACCUCCUCCUGCUCCAGCUCCAUCUCCUCCUCCCCCUGCUCCUGUGCAGGCUUCGCCACCCUACGAUGAUGUAGUCCUCCCACCAAACAUUGGCGCACAGUACUCAUCACCACCGCCACCAAUGUUCCCAGGAUAUUAAGUCCUAGUUUAGUUUAUCAUUAACAUUUUUUUUUUUUUAAAGUUUUUUCUUUUAUUUACUACUUAUGUGCUAGAUGAGUAGUCGAAUGAAGUUCUUACUAUUUUACAAUAA